AUGGACAAUAACAGUAAUAAUAAUCGAACAUCAGCUACUGCUAAUUCGUCCUCAAAUACAAAUGCAAGUACGACAACAGCAAUAACAGCAACAACAACGAAUGCGUCUGGAUCAUCAGCUGCGUCAUCAACUGCUACAUCAUCGUCAAUACGACAAAGUCAUAAACGAACAUUUUCCGAAUCUGAUUCAUCGUCAAGAACAGAAAGACAUUUAUGUUCUUUUUCACAUCUAUGGAUUAUUAAUUAUCUUUCAUCGUAUAUCGAUGAUUCCAAUUCUACUUGUCUUCAAUCCGAAUCAUUUUCGCCUGUUAAUACACCUUAUUCAAAUACACGAUGGAGUUUAAAAUUAUAUCCACGUGGUUUAAAUGAAAAACAACAUGCAAAUAAUAAUAUCGCUAUAUUUCUCAAAUAUGUUAGUGGUACAAUGCCAACAAUAAAAGCAAAAGCUGAGUUCAGUGUUGUUAGUCGUAAUAAUGAACUUGUUAUGUUGCGUUCAACUAAUUUUCAUACAUUUUCUUCUGGAAACGAUUGGGGUUAUUCAGAAUUCCUUGAUGGCAACUAUUUAAAUUCUCGUCGGAAUGAUCUAAUAACCGAUGAUCGCCUUCGAGUUUAUGUUCGUGUUGUAUUAGUUGAUGAAAAAGAAACAACAACAGGUGAUUUAAUCCGUCAUGCACAUCAUCACCAUCAUCAUCAUCCAUCAUCAAUUCUACCCCCACCGCCACCACCUCCAUUACCAUCAUCUCAACAUCCAAAUCAACAACAACAAACAAGUACGACACCUAAAAUUCAAGCAUCAACAUCAUCGUCAUCAGCAUCUUCAUCAACAGCAACAUCAAUGAAUAAUUCAAAUCCAUCAAGCACAUCCACAACAUCAUCGACAAUGAUCUCUGGUUUAUUUUCAGAUGAUAAAGAGCGCUUCAAAUCAUUAGAAUUUCUCUCCAACCAAAUAAAAACACUUUUAGACGAUGAAAGGUUUGCUGAUGUACAUAUUCAUGUUAUUUCUAAACAAUCGAUAUCAAUUCAACCACAACCACAACAACAAACAAUUAUCAUUGAUGAUCAUAAAAAACCAAAUCGAACAAAACACCCAAGAUUAUCUUCAAAACAACAACAACAACAACAACAUCAUCCGUCGUGUUCAUCUUGUCAUUGUACAUCAGAGAAAAUAAAAUCUAGUAGCACAACUAACGAACAAAUAUCUGAUCAUCAUGAACAGUCAUCAUCAGUUCUUUGUAAAGAUUCUGAAUCUGACAUUUUCGAUUGUCGUCAUUCAACCAAUGUUUCAUCUCAAAAUUAUACAUCUUCUAGUUCAUCAUCCGUAACUCCAACAAUACGUCGAACAACUCGUUCAACAAGUUCUUUACUUUCACGUAUUGCUCAAAGUUCGACAUCAUCAUCAUCAGUGGAAUCAAAUUGUUCAACAUCAUUCAUUGAACCUUCAUCAUCAGACAUAUGUUCAUCAUCGUCUCUAUUAUCUUUAUCAUCAACUACAAAACGUUGUUCAUGUAUUUGUCAUUGUCAAGAUAAUACAGAACAAGAUAUUCAUUUAGAAAUUCAACAAUCUCAAUUGAAAUAUGCUAAUGUAACACCUUUAGCAACAUUUCAUGCUCAUAAAGCUGUAUUAAUGUCUCGUUCAUCAUCAUUUGCAACCCAAAUACGUCAUAGUACUAAUUACAAUAAAAUCGAUUCAAAAUUACCGUCGAUUGAUUUAUAUAUUGAUGAUCUUGAUCCAUUAACUGUUCGAAUAAUGCUGAUCUAUAUAUAUACAGGUCGUUUAGUAACAUCGAAUGAUGAUAUGAAAACAAAUAUCAAUGCUAUUGAUUUAUUUCGUGCUGCUGUUAAAUAUGAUUUACACGAAUUACGUCAGUUAGCCAAAUCUACUAUGUUAGAUGCCUUGAAAGUGGAUAAUGCUAUUGAAAUGCUUGAAGUUAGUGAUCAAGCUAAUGAUGUAUCACUUAAACAACAAGUUUUAGCCUUCAUACGUUCAAAUGCGUCAGCUGUAUCAAAAACAAAUAAUUGGCUACAAUUCACCAAACGUUAUCCACAUUUAGUUAUUGAUGCAUUUCGUUCACUUGUUACACCACCAUCAACAACAAAUACAAAACUUAAUAACAAUACGACGACUACUACUACUACUACUGCUAAUAACAAUAAUAAUAAUAAUACUUUUCAUUCAACAUCAUUAACUACAACAAGUAAACAAUUUUCAAAAUAUGAUUAA
This is a messenger RNA of Rotaria socialis, 2220 nucleotides long. NCBI's taxonomy places the organism in Eukaryota, Metazoa, Rotifera, Eurotatoria, Philodinida, Philodinidae. The record is from the annotation of a GenBank genome assembly.